AUGGCGUAUACACCAACACCAGCCCAAAAUGGGUUGUCAAAUUCCCGAUCUCUCAGCCCCAUCUUAGACGUUCCCAAGGAGAAAAAGCCACCCGAUCCCAACAAGGCAAAUCCACGCCUCCUCAUCAACCGUGCUUGUAUUUACGAGCGCCGCCUCCCUGGCGAUGCAUAUAUUACUGCGCACGUGGAGCGCCUCCAACAUGGGCAUUAUUCCAGCGCCUCUGUUUCCGACAAGGAUGCUGAACAUGUUGAUUUUCUCGCUAUUGGGUUUGUUUUUCAUUCGCCGCAUACUCUGUCUCAUCGCUUCAAAUCUGCCUCGAUUAAGGUGGCUGUUCGUGGUGCGCAGGAGAUGUCUCGGCCGCCUCUUUAUCCGCAUGGAUAUCCGCCUGGUAACCCAAGGUUUCUUAUGCAUGCACCACGUUUGAUCUACGGUACUGUCUCGCCAGAGACGAUGGAAUGGACCUUCAGUCUGGCAGGGUCACUGGGGAUUUCAGAAAUGCCAGUGAGCGCGAGUGUGAUUCCUUCGGGAAGCUUCAACAGCAGGUACAGGCGGUACGAGAUGAUGCGCAUCCAAGGGUCGGCGCGUACCCUGAAGAGUCAACAAGGGCCUAGCUUGGACGUUGAGGCCGGCGAGAUUGUUUGGUCAAUGGAGGAGAACAACUUGCAGAAAUCGGGUCUGCCGCGGGAGUUUACCUUCGUCAUGUUGAUUCAAAAGCCAACGGUUGAUAGCCGGCUUGCUUUGUCUAUCGAGGUCGAGCCUGUUAUCGAUGUCUGGUUUGGAAGUUAUCCGAGUUGGAUGUUGGGAAUGUCUGCGUAUAAACCUGCAUCCAGAAGGGGUGUCGACUUUCGACAGGAGGUUGGUCAGCGGUUUGAGCCUGUGGACCCAGUCCGUGGAUUCAACUUUGCUGCCCUAGAGAGUCAGUUCGAUGAUUACAUCGCUAUGCCUGGGAGGAACUUCAGUCGUCAGGGGCUAACAUCCUCUUUUGUCAUUUUGCAGAUGCAAAUCCCAAUUGACCCCGGAUUCCCAGACGGCAGACAUCCGCAACCUUAUCCCGGUCGAUAUGGCUCCAUCAACCCAUACCAACAACAACUUCAAAACCAAACCAACAAUCUUUCACUCCAGAACAACGGCCUCUCUUUGCAAAAUAACCUCCUUCAAACAACCCUUCAACACCUGUGGAACAACACCCAAAGUCAUCAACAUCGCCAGGACCAGGACCAAAACCAAACACAACCCCAAUAUAAACCUCCACCCCGAGCAUCGACACCAACUGUCAUAGCCGCAGCACCAAAUAUGACAGGUCUCCCAACGGCAGAAACAGCAACGAAUACUCUCAAUAUCAGGCUAUUACUAGAUCGCCCGGCAUCACCACAUCAUCAAUAUCCAAGCAAGCUACAGGAUGAACAUGAACGGCAAGCCACGGAGCCCCCUUUCAUCACCCCUUGCACACCGAGCAGAAGGUUCUGCGCAGCCUCAGACUGA
This is a messenger RNA of Penicillium antarcticum, 1482 nucleotides long. RefSeq lists its product as uncharacterized. The transcript has 2 exons. Lineage: Eukaryota; Fungi; Ascomycota; Eurotiomycetes; Eurotiales; Aspergillaceae. The coding region runs from base 1 to 1482 and encodes 493 amino acids. The record is from RefSeq and is a predicted model, not a curated record.